Messenger RNA from Diaporthe amygdali, 1494 nucleotides. RefSeq lists its product as uncharacterized. The transcript has 7 exons. The record is from RefSeq and is a predicted model, not a curated record. Lineage: Eukaryota; Fungi; Ascomycota; Sordariomycetes; Diaporthales; Diaporthaceae. Bases 1 to 1494 code for a protein of 497 amino acids. Gene Ontology annotation, molecular function: iron ion binding; monooxygenase activity; heme binding.
AUGGAUCCAGCAACGGAGUAUUUCGAAACCAGCACAUUGCUAGGACUACAACAAUCGAAGUUGGUGGUCGUUGACCUGCUGAAACAAACGCCCCUAGCCGCGACAGCUCUUUUCCUGAUCGCUUUGCCAGUCCUCGCCUUCUUAACGUGGUGUAUACUGUCCAAUCUUGGUUCAUCUUUACGGCAGUACCCUGGACCAUGGCUGGCUCAUCUUGACAUCCCGGAGUUGGCAAAAGUGCUCUACAGCACUGAUGGCAAGUGGCGGAAGACAGAGUUCUACCACAACAACAGCAGCGUGAUCAACGGGAAAAUUACGUAUCAUCUUUUCAGCACAACAGACCAAGACGAACAUGCGCGAAUGAAGAGGCCAAUUGUUAAGCACUACUCACAAGGCAGUGUCUUGACUCUGGAGCCCCUGAUGAAUACCGUCAUUGGCGACUUCUGUGAUCAUCUCGAAAACAGAUUCAUGAACGGCAAACAGACGGAAAAAUGUGACCUAGGUCAAUGGAUUGGAUUUUAUUCAUGGGACAUGAAUGGCGUAGCUUCCUUCAGCCAGCGGUUCGGCUACAUGGAUACAGGCCGCGACCACGACAAGACCAUCGAGAUUGCGGACAAGGCUCUGGACUACUUCGCAGCAGUUGGGCAGAUGCCCUUCCUCGAUUUCCUCAUGGACAAGAACCCAGUGGUGCGCAUCGGCCCGCCCAACCUGGGUAACAUCACACGAAUAGCACUGGAGCAUCUUAUCGCUCGAUCAUCUGGAAAGGAUCCUAACUUCGACCCAAGAGUUCCCGACUUUCUGCAGCAUUUCCUAAACGCCAAGAACACCCACCCAGACCUCGUUGACGACGGCAUCAUCAUGGGAUACCUGCUGGUGAAUCUGCUUGCCGGCGCUGACACCACGGCAAUCACUAUACGUGCAAUAUUCUAUUAUGCUCUGCAUCACCCGGAAGUGUACCAUAAGUUGGAGACCGAGAUAGUGGCGGCCGACCUCGGCAAGAUUGCACCGUACAAUGCCGCGCGUGCACUGCCGUACCUUGAGGCCGUGGCCCGCGAGGCUAUGAGGAUGCACCCUGGGGUGUGCAUGUUGCUGGAACGUUACGUGCCAGCCUCCGGGCUCACUCUCCCAGAUGGGUCUUUCAUUCCACCAAGCACAGCCGUCGGUAUCAAUCCGUACGUAGCGGGUCGCAACAAAUCUAUUUGGGGCGCGGAUGCGGACGAGUUCCGCCCGGAAAGGUGGCUCCAGCGCCCAGCGGAGUCGAAUGAAGACUACCAGAAGCGGUUGAGAUUGUUCAAUGCUUGUGACCUGACCUUUGGCGGCGGUUCGAGGGUCUGCAUUGGCAGAAAUCUGGCGAACAUGGAGGUAUACAAGAUUGUGGCUACGUUGGUGGGUCGCUAUGAGAUCCAGCUAGCUGAUCCGCAAAGAGAAUGGGAGGUCACCGGCAGCUGGUUCCCAAGGCAGAGGGGCCUUGAGUGUUAUUUGAAGAAGCGUGAAUGA